Aspergillus fijiensis CBS 313.89 is the source of this 2835-nucleotide messenger RNA. RefSeq names its product thiamine diphosphate-binding protein. The transcript is spliced from 7 exons. The record is from RefSeq and is a predicted model, not a curated record. Bases 1 to 2835 code for a protein of 944 amino acids. NCBI's taxonomy places the organism in Eukaryota, Fungi, Ascomycota, Eurotiomycetes, Eurotiales, Aspergillaceae. Gene Ontology annotation, molecular function: carboxy-lyase activity; magnesium ion binding; zinc ion binding.
AUGUGGGGUGCUCAGGCCAGCAACGAAUCCACUUCCAGUCAGCCAGACUCUUCGAUUUGCAAGAGCUGCGUUCCAUCGCCCGCACCUGAUGAGGUUCUAGUCGAACUAAAGUAUUCGGGUCUGUGCCAUUCCGAUAUUCAUGCAUGGAAAGAGGGACAUGAGGGCACGGGUAUCGUGACGGCUAUUGGAAGUGAAGUAGAAGACAUCAAAGUUGGAGAUCAUGUGGGCGUGCAGUGGGUGAACAAAACUUGUGGUGUCUGUGAGGCCGACAAGCGGGCCGACUUUCUGGCUUGUUCUCAAGCCCAAAUGACGGGCUUCUCUGUUGACGGGACCUUUGGCACUUGCUGCGUCAUUCAAGCCCGUCAUGCUGUCCGUAUCCCGAAGGAGUAUCCCCUCGACACCGUGGCACCUAUAAUUUGUGCCGGAACCACAUGCUUCAGAGCUGUGGAAGAAACCGAGGUAGCAGAAUGCGACAUUUUAGCUGUUGUUGGACCCGCAAGUGGCAUCGGAUCACUGGCAUGCCAGUACGCUAAAGCCCAUGGUUGUCGGGUACUUGCAAUCUCCACUGGAGGUGAGGGUCAGAUUUUAUACAAGGACAAUCUUCGGGUUGAUUUCUAUGUGGACUACCAUACAUCCCAAGACAUUGUGACGGAAGUCCGAAAGCUAACCGUCGGUGGUCCUGACGCGGCCAUUAUGAUCGAGGGCACUGAAGCACUUCUAGAGGAUACUACUCAGUAUGUUCGGCCUCGAGGGUCUAUUGUUGUUGUGGGGAAGCCCCCAGGAAAAACAGGAGGUUUGGACAUGUCUAACCUGCUGCUGCGAAUGGGUCAAAUCAAGUCGUCUCCCUACGGCGGUUCGAGAGAGCAGAUUGAAAAGGCUAUCGACAUAUUCAUUAAGAAUAAGUUCUAUCAACCUUCUCAUGUUAUAUCGCUUGAUGAACUACCUCAGAUGCUUCAAGCCGUACACCAGGAAUACCCCGAGAAUCAUUCUCAUAGGCCAAGCUCACGAUACGAAAGUAGCUUGCUGGGGCAGGCAACAGUCAAGAUCCCCUCGUUCAGUGAGAACACUCGAUCCGAGGAGACUUUCCCAAAGCCUACAUUCUAUCAAGAGAGCUUCAAUAUCAGCACUUACAUUGCGUAUCGUUUGGAGGAGCUCGGAAUCCGCGACUUCCUAGCUGUGCCUGGGGACACAAACCUUGUACUUCUGGAUAAUCUGCUCAAGAAUCCCAAUCUCCGAAUGAUUGGGUGCUGUAACGAGCUCAAUGCAGGUUACGCAGCAGAUGGCUACGCCAGAACUUCGCCCGCGAACAUCGCCGUUCUUAUCGUACCAUAUGUGGUAGGGGCUCUUUCAGCCCUAAAUGCAGUGGCAGGCGCUUGCUCUCAAAACAUCAAGAUCAUCGUUCUCUCUGGUUGCCCAACAACAGGGAUGCUAUCUAGUCGGAAGUUCUUGCAUCAUGCACCUAGCGCAACGAACAGAGAACAAGCUCUCGAUGCCUAUCAGGGCGUCACUGCCGCCUCUAUUCGUCUUCAAUCAGCAGAAACAGCUGUUCAAGCCUUGGAUGACGCUAUAAGCAAGUGUCUCGCGUCCUCCCUUCCCAUUUUUAUUGAAGUUCCCAAUGAUAUUGCAGGAGCUGCAUGCUCCCCUCCUUCUCCGUUCGAAAUAUCUAAGACAAUAACCCAAACUCGCAGAAAUGAGGAAGCCGUCAAUGCUAUCACUGGGGCUUGGAAUAAAUCGGAGAAGCCUGUCCUCCUCUUUGGGAGCCUUGCGCGUCGUCUGCUUCCCGCGCAUGACAUUGAAGCCCUAGCUGAUAGACUCUGCUGUGCCGUAUUUUGCCAGCCCGAUGGCCGCUGCAUAUCUGAAUCGCACCCGCAGUAUUGUGGCCAAUUAUGGAAUGGUCUCACAAAUCCGGAAGGAGAAAAGGUCUUCAUGAACUCUGAUCUCUGGCUCGUUGUCGGUGCAAAUUGGUGCGACUUUCAUGGUAUCUUCACCAGCAUUGACGAAGCAAAGAGCCGCAUGAUCAGCAUCGGCAAAGAUUGGGUCGAAUUGCCCGAUGAAACAUGCUUUCAAGGCAUAGGCUUUGCCGCGGUGGUUAGACAACUUACCCAAUCAUCGAUGGAACCCAAGCACAAGUCAGUUCCACGGCCAAAGCCGACCCUGGGGGCAAAGCCUCCACAAACGGAAGACCUUGAGGCUCCUUUAACAUUGGAGCAUGCUAUGUAUGGCAUUCAAAACAUUCUGCGAAGUGAUGACACAAUGCUUUGUGACGCAGGAGAGGCUUGGUUUCUCGCUAAUCAUAUACGGCUUCCUCCCGGGACAGACUGCCAAAUCCAAAUGCCGUAUUGCUCCAUUGGUUGGGCACUACCGGCUGGACUUGGCGCUCAGCUUGCCCGCUCGCGGGGCCGUUCGAUCAUUCUGAUCGGCGAUGGUGGGUUUCAAAUGACCGCACAGGAGGUCAGCACCAUUGUUCGUCAGCAUUUGAAUCCGAUCAUCAUCAUUUUCAACAACCUUGGCUACAAGAUCGAGACGACCGUCCACGAUGGGCCGUAUAACUACAUCGCCAACUGGAACUAUUCUCAGCUGGCCGCUUCUCUCUCCGCAAGCCCUCAUGCAUCCUCUCAUAACCCUUAUGCGACCAAGAAGCAGGAGUAUAUGGAAAGUAAUCCGUCGUUGUUCACCCUGCAAGUCAAGACGCAGAGAGAUCUCGAAGCGGCCCUCAAGAGAGCAUAUGACGAGCACGAUAAGCUUGCCUUUCUCGAGCUGUGCAUUCAACCGGAUGAUUUGAGCCAGGAGGUACGUCGGCUUGGCAAAGCAUUUGCGCAGAAGAAUGCCGAAUAA